Populus euphratica (Euphrates poplar) is the source of this 7398-nucleotide messenger RNA. RefSeq names its product pre-mRNA-processing-splicing factor 8. Gene Ontology annotation, biological process: mRNA splicing, via spliceosome; spliceosomal tri-snRNP complex assembly. The record is from RefSeq and is a predicted model, not a curated record. The coding region runs from base 94 to 7167 and encodes 2357 amino acids. Gene Ontology annotation, cellular component: catalytic step 2 spliceosome; U5 snRNP. The transcript has 23 exons. Lineage: Eukaryota; Viridiplantae; Streptophyta; Magnoliopsida; Malpighiales; Salicaceae. Gene Ontology annotation, molecular function: pre-mRNA intronic binding; U6 snRNA binding; U1 snRNA binding.
UAAAUCAGUUUAGUCACUCUGCCUUUCUUUCUUCAAAACCUAUUUUAGAAACGCACACUACUAAUCUCAAAACCCUAGAAAGUAAAUCAAAUCAUGUGGAACGACACCGGAGAGCAGCAUAUAGCGCCUCCGGGGACGGCUGGGCCGUCGAUCCCACCGCCUCCACCGUCGCAGCCUUCCUACACCGUACUGGCACCGUCGCAAACGGUGUCGAAUCCAGCGGAUGCGGAGGCGAAGCUGGAGGAGAAGGCCAGGAAAUGGCAGCAACUUAACACGAAGAGGUACAGUGAUAAGCGGAAGUUUGGUUUCGUCGAGACGCAAAAGGAGGAUAUGCCGCCGGAACACGUGAGGAAGAUUAUAAGGGACCAUGGUGAUAUGUCCUCGAAGAAGUAUCGCCAUGAUAAACGUGUGUAUCUUGGAGCUCUUAAAUUCAUUCCACAUGCAGUAUACAAGCUUCUUGAGAAUAUGCCAAUGCCCUGGGAGCAGGUUCGUGAUGUGAAGGUUCUAUACCAUAUUACAGGAGCGAUCACUUUUGUGAAUGAAAUUCCAUGGGUUGUUGAACCUAUUUACUUAGCUCAGUGGGGGACAAUGUGGAUCAUGAUGCGAAGAGAAAAGAGGGAUCGGCGGCAUUUCAAGAGAAUGAGGUUUCCACCUUUUGAUGAUGAGGAACCUCCUUUAGACUAUGCUGAUAAUUUGUUAGAUGUUGAUCCUCUAGAGCCUAUUCAAUUAGAGUUGGAUGAAGAAGAAGACUCUGCUGUCUAUACUUGGUUUUAUGACCAUAAGCCUCUUGUUAAAACGAAGCUUAUCAAUGGUCCUAGUUACAGGAAGUGGCAUCUCUCUCUUCCAAUAAUGGCGACUCUUCACCGUCUGGCAGGACAGCUUCUUUCUGAUCUAAUUGACCGCAACUAUUUUUACUUGUUUGACAUGGAGUCGUUCUUUACGGCCAAAGCAUUGAACAUGUGCAUACCUGGUGGGCCUAAGUUUGAACCUUUGUAUCGUGACAUGGAGAAAGGUGAUGAGGAUUGGAACGAAUUCAAUGACAUCAACAAACUCAUCAUUCGGUCACCUUUGCGGACAGAGUAUAGAAUUGCAUUUCCUCAUCUUUACAAUAAUAGGCCCCGGAAAGUAAAACUUUGUGUGUAUCACACUCCCAUGAUCAUGUACAUUAAAGCCGAGGAUCCUGAUUUACCUGCUUUCUAUUAUGAUCCUUUGAUACACCCAAUAACCUCCUCUAACAAGGAACGCCGUGAAAAAAAGACUCAUGAUGACGAUGACGAUGAUGAGGAUUUUGUUUUGCCAGAAGGGGUGGAACCUUUUUUGGAGGAUACACAGCUUUAUACCGACACCACAGCUGCUGGCAUUUCCUUGUUAUUUGCUAACCGACCUUUUAACAUGAGAUCUGGACGGAUGCGAAGGGCAGAAGAUAUACCCCUUGUGUCGGAGUGGUAUAAGGAGCACUGUCCUCCAUCAUAUCCUGUCAAAGUUCGAGUAAGCUAUCAGAAAUUGUUGAAAUGUUUUGUUUUGAAUGAACUGCAUCAUAGACCGCCAAAAGCUCAGAAGAAGAAGCACUUGUUCCGGUCAUUAGCAGCAACUAAAUUCUUCCAAACCACAGAGCUAGAUUGGGCUGAAGCAGGUCUCCAAGUUUGUAAGCAGGGGUACAACAUGCUGAAUCUAUUGAUACACCGGAAAAAUCUAAAUUACCUCCACCUUGAUUAUAAUUUUAACUUGAAGCCUGUGAAGACCCUUACGACAAAGGAACGCAAGAAGUCACGGUUUGGGAAUGCUUUUCAUCUUUGUCGUGAAAUCUUGCGUUUGACAAAGCUUGUGGUUGAUGCCAAUAUACAAUUCAGGUUAGGUAAUGUUGACGCUUUCCAAUUGGCUGACGGUCUUCAGUAUACGUUUUCCCAUGUUGGUCAGUUGACAGGAAUGUACAGAUACAAGUAUAGGCUGAUGCGCCAGAUAAGAAUGUGCAAAGAUCUUAAGCAUUUGAUAUAUUACCGCUUCAAUACUGGCCCAGUGGGUAAGGGACCCGGUUGUGGAUUUUGGGCACCAAUGUGGAGGGUAUGGCUAUUUUUCCUACGUGGCAUAGUGCCUCUUCUUGAACGGUGGUUGGGUAAUCUUCUUGCAAGACAGUUUGAAGGGCGCCAUUCAAAAGGAACUGCCAAGACUGUUACAAAGCAGCGUGUUGAGAGCCACUUUGACUUGGAACUCCGUGCUGCUGUCAUGCACGAUGUUCUUGAUGCCAUGCCAGAGGGCAUUAAGCAAAAUAAGGCUAGAACGAUACUGCAGCACCUUAGUGAGGCCUGGCGCUGCUGGAAAGCAAACAUUCCAUGGAAGGUUCCUGGUUUACCAGUUCCCAUUGAAAACAUGAUACUUCGGUAUGUUAAGUCAAAAGCAGACUGGUGGACGAAUGUUGCUCACUAUAAUCGUGAGCGUAUCAGAAGGGGUGCGACUGUUGACAAGACAGUGUGCAGAAAGAAUCUUGGAAGACUGACUCGGUUGUGGUUAAAGGCAGAACAGGAACGUCAACACAACUAUUUGAAGGAUGGCCCAUAUGUCACUCCAGAAGAAGCUGUUGCGAUUUACACAACUACUGUCCAUUGGUUGGAGUCCAGAAAGUUUUCACCAAUUCCAUUCCCUCCCUUGUCAUACAAGCAUGACACUAAGCUGCUUAUCCUGGCUUUGGAAAGGUUGAAAGAGUCAUACAGUGUGGCUGUGAGAUUAAACCAACUGCAGAGGGAAGAACUAGGUCUUAUUGAACAAGCUUAUGAUAACCCCCAUGAGGCUUUAUCACGGAUCAAGCGUCACCUGCUCACUCAGCGUGCUUUCAAAGAAGUGGGCAUAGAGUUCAUGGAUUUGUACAGUUCUCUGAUUCCAGUUUAUGAAAUUGAGCCUCUUGAAAAAAUAACAGAUGCUUAUUUGGACCAAUAUCUGUGGUAUGAAGGUGAUAAGCGCCACCUCUUUCCAAACUGGAUUAAACCUGCAGAUUCCGAGCCACCACCACUGCUUGUCUAUAAAUGGUGUCAAGGCAUAAACAAUUUGCAAGGUAUCUGGGAUACAAGUGAGGGGCAGUGUGUGGUGAUGCUUCAGACCAAGUUUGAGAAGUUCUUUGAGAAGAUCGACUUGACAAUGUUAAAUAGGCUUCUUCGGUUGGUCCUUGACCACAAUAUUGCUGAUUAUGUGACUGCCAAGAACAAUGUUGUCCUUUCCUACAAGGACAUGAGUCACACGAACUCGUAUGGUUUGAUACGUGGCCUUCAGUUUGCUUCUUUUGUGGUGCAGUAUUAUGGACUUGUGCUGGAUCUCCUGCUUCUUGGAUUGACCCGGGCCAGUGAGAUCGCUGGUCCGCCACAAAUGCCAAAUGAAUUUAUCACCUACUGGGAUACAAAGGUUGAGACACGACAUCCAAUUCGUCUUUAUUCCAGGUACAUAGACAGGGUGCAUAUAUUGUUUCGGUUUACUCAUGAAGAGGCCCGAGAUCUAAUACAACGAUAUCUCACUGAACAUCCUGAUCCCAACAAUGAAAAUAUGGUUGGGUAUCAGAACAAGAAAUGCUGGCCUAGAGAUGCAAGGAUGAGGCUUAUGAAACAUGAUGUCAAUCUUGGGAGGAGUGUUUUCUGGGACAUGAAGAAUCGUCUCCCUCGAAGCAUCACAACUUUAGAGUGGGAGAACAGCUUUGUUUCUGUUUACAGCAAGGACAACCCAAACCUGCUUUUCAGCAUGUGCGGGUUUGAAGUUCGGAUACUUCCUAAAAUUAGAAUGACUCAAGAAGCAUUCAGCAAUACAAGAGAUGGUGUUUGGAAUUUGCAGAAUGAGCAGACCAAGGAACGGACUGCAGUUGCUUUUCUACGGGUUGAUGAUGAGCACAUGAAAGUGUUUGAGAAUCGUGUGAGACAGAUUCUGAUGUCCUCAGGGUCAACUACUUUCACAAAGAUUGUUAACAAAUGGAAUACAGCCUUGAUUGGAUUGAUGACAUAUUUCCGCGAAGCAACGGUGCAUACUCAAGAGCUGUUAGAUUUGCUUGUAAAAUGUGAAAAUAAAAUUCAAACCCGUAUCAAGAUUGGGCUAAACUCAAAAAUGCCAAGCAGAUUUCCUCCUGUAAUCUUCUAUACACCAAAAGAAAUUGGAGGACUUGGCAUGUUAUCCAUGGGUCACAUAUUGAUCCCUCAAAGUGAUCUUCGAUAUAGUCAGCAAACAGAUGUUGGUGUAACACAUUUCAGGAGCGGAAUGAGUCAUGAGGAGGACCAGCUGAUUCCAAAUCUUUAUCGGUACAUUCAGCCAUGGGAGAGUGAGUUCAUAGACUCACAGCGGGUUUGGGCAGAGUAUGCAUUGAAGAGGCAGGAAGCGCAGGCUCAAAAUAGGCGUCUAACACUUGAAGAUUUGGAAGAUUCAUGGGACAGGGGAAUUCCACGCAUUAAUACUCUUUUUCAGAAAGAUCGUCACACUUUAGCAUAUGACAAAGGGUGGAGAGUGCGCACAGACUUCAAGCAAUACCAAGUUUUAAAACAAAAUCCUUUCUGGUGGACGCACCAGAGGCAUGAUGGAAAAUUGUGGAACUUGAACAAUUAUCGAACUGAUGUCAUUCAAGCUCUUGGUGGUGUUGAAGGAAUUCUUGAGCAUACCUUGUUCAAAGGAACAUAUUUCCCAACUUGGGAGGGUCUCUUUUGGGAAAAGGCAUCUGGCUUUGAGGAGUCCAUGAAGUAUAAGAAGCUUACUAAUGCACAGAGAUCUGGUCUGAACCAAAUUCCUAACCGUAGAUUUACACUUUGGUGGUCCCCCACAAUAAACAGGGCAAAUGUUUAUGUGGGUUUUCAAGUGCAGUUAGAUCUAACCGGCAUCUUCAUGCAUGGGAAGAUCCCAACCUUGAAGAUUUCGCUGAUUCAGAUAUUCCGUGCUCACUUGUGGCAGAAGAUUCAUGAGAGUGUUGUUAUGGACCUCUGUCAGGUCUUGGAUCAGGAACUGGAUGCUUUGGAAAUUGAGACUGUGCAGAAAGAAACAAUCCAUCCAAGGAAAAGUUAUAAAAUGAACAGCUCCUGUGCAGACGUUCUCCUUUUUGCUGCCCAUAGAUGGCCCAUGUCAAAGCCUAGUCUUGUGGCUGAGUCAAAAGAUGUGUUUGACCAGAAAGCAAGCAAUAAAUACUGGAUAGAUGUACAGCUGAGAUGGGGAGACUAUGAUUCACAUGAUAUUGAGCGCUAUACUAGGGCCAAAUUUAUGGAUUACACAACAGACAACAUGUCUAUAUAUCCAUCUCCAACUGGGGUUAUGAUUGGGCUUGAUCUAGCGUACAAUUUGCACUCUGCAUUUGGCAACUGGUUUCCAGGGUCUAAACCGCUGCUAGCUCAAGCUAUGAACAAAAUAAUGAAGUCAAACCCAGCUUUGUAUGUCUUGAGGGAGCGCAUAAGAAAAGGUUUGCAGUUGUAUUCUUCAGAGCCUACAGAACCAUAUUUAUCAUCACAGAAUUAUGGAGAGAUCUUUAGCAAUCAGAUAAUAUGGUUUGUUGAUGAUACUAAUGUCUACCGUGUCACAAUCCACAAGACGUUUGAAGGGAAUCUUACAACAAAACCCAUAAAUGGUGCAAUCUUCAUAUUCAAUCCGAGAACUGGGCAGCUAUUUUUGAAGGUUAUCCACACUAGUGUAUGGGCAGGACAGAAACGUCUGGGCCAGCUUGCCAAGUGGAAAACUGCUGAAGAAGUUGCAGCUCUUGUGCGGUCUCUGCCUGUGGAAGAACAACCAAAACAAAUUAUUGUGACUCGCAAAGGGAUGCUUGAUCCAUUGGAGGUUCACUUGCUUGAUUUCCCCAACAUAGUUAUCAAGGGAAGUGAGUUGCAGCUUCCAUUCCAGUCAUGCUUAAAGAUAGAGAAAUUUGGUGAUUUGAUUUUGAAGGCAACAGAACCACAAAUGGUUUUGUUCAAUAUUUAUGAUGAUUGGCUGAAGAGUAUAUCAUCUUACACUGCGUUCUCUCGGCUCAUUCUGAUUCUCCGUGCACUUCAUGUUAAUAAUGAGAAGGCAAAGAUGCUACUCAAGCCUGACAAGACUAUCAUUACUGAGCCACACCACAUCUGGCCUUCACUUACUGAUGAUCAGUGGAUGAAAGUUGAGGUUGCUUUAAGGGAUCUUAUACUCUCUGACUAUGCCAAGAAGAACAAUGUGAACACCUCAGCAUUGACACAAUCUGAGAUACGUGAUAUUAUUCUUGGAGCUGAGAUCACUCCUCCUUCUCAACAAAGGCAGCAGAUAGCAGAGAUUGAGAAACAGGCCAAAGAAGCGAGUCAACUGACAGCAGUCACCACAAGGACCACAAAUGUGCAUGGUGAUGAACUAAUUGUCACAACCACUAGUCCAUAUGAGCAAGCUGCGUUUGGUUCUAAAACAGAUUGGCGUGUCAGAGCUAUAUCUGCUACAAAUCUCUAUCUUCGAGUCAAUCAUAUCUAUGUGAAUUCUGAGGAUAUCAAGGAAACUGGAUACACAUAUAUCAUGCCGAAGAAUAUCUUGAAGAAGUUUAUCUGUAUAGCUGAUCUGCGAACUCAAAUUUCUGGGUAUUUGUAUGGUAUAAGCCCCCCGGACAAUCCUCAGGUCAAGGAAAUCCGUUGUAUUGCCAUGCCCCCCCAGUGGGGGACUCAUCAACAGGUUCAUCUUCCAUCAGCUCUGCCUGAGCAUGAUUUCCUCAAUGAUCUGGAGCCUUUGGGAUGGAUGCAUACACAACCAAAUGAGCUUCCUCAGUUAUCACCACAGGAUCUCACGGCUCAUGCUCGGGUUUUGGAGAACAACAAGCAAUGGGAUGGAGAAAAGUGCAUCAUCCUGACAUGUAGUUUCACUCCAGGAUCAUGCUCAUUAACUGCAUAUAAGCUUACUCCUAGUGGUUAUGAGUGGGGACGUGUCAACAAGGACACAGGAAGCAAUCCUCAUGGUUACCUGCCAACUCAUUACGAGAAGGUUCAGAUGCUCUUGAGCGACCGCUUCCUUGGUUUCUACAUGAUUCCUGAUAAUGGGCCAUGGAAUUACAAUUUUAUGGGAGUGAAGCAUACAGUGAGCAUGAAAUAUGGAAUCAAGCUGGGGACACCUCGAGAGUAUUACCAUGAGGACCAUAGGCCAACACAUUUCCUGGAGUUCAGCAACCUGGAGGAGGGUGAGACCGCUGAAGGCGAUAGAGAGGAUACAUUCACCUGAAGUAUAAUAAUACUAUUUCCGUUGUCGAUGGAUGAUGGUGCUUUUUGAAACUGAAGUAAUUUGGCGGCUGAGGAUAAAAUCAUGUCAAACCUUUGUUGUUUUUUGUUGUAUUAGUAUUGUAUUUUCCUGAUGAGGUUAACUUACCCUGUUAAGUUUGCGACAGCGCUCUUUAUAAGCUGUAAAUAUUUGCUAGAAGUUAAUUGGUGAAUGAGCUUCGGCCCUAUUUUCUGC